Messenger RNA from Pediculus humanus corporis (human body louse), 786 nucleotides. Its product is annotated as proteasome subunit alpha type, putative. The record is from RefSeq and is a predicted model, not a curated record. Gene Ontology annotation, biological process: ubiquitin-dependent protein catabolic process. The transcript is spliced from 4 exons. Gene Ontology annotation, cellular component: nucleus; proteasome core complex, alpha-subunit complex; synapse. NCBI's taxonomy places the organism in Eukaryota, Metazoa, Arthropoda, Insecta, Psocodea, Pediculidae. Bases 1 to 786 code for a protein of 261 amino acids.
AUGCAUGUUUGUAAAAAUCUAAUUAUAAUAAUUUAUUCACAGUAUGAUUUGUCCGCGUCUCAAUUUUCACCGGACGGUAAAGUUUUUCAAGUAGAAUAUGCUCAAAAAGCUGUGGAAAAUAGUGGUACAGUUAUAGGUUUGAGAUGUGCUGAUGGUGUUGUAUUAGCUGUGGAAAAACUUGUUACUAGCAAGCUUUACGAACCUGGAGCCAACAAGAGAAUAUUUAAUAUUGAUAAACACAUUGGAAUGGCUGUUUGUGGAUUAAUAUCGGAUGCAAGACAACUCGUAGAUAGAGCAAGGCAAAUAGCUUCUAAAUGGAGAAGUGAAUUUGGUUCGCCGAUUCCAUUAAAAGCUUUAAAUGACAGACUUUCAAUGUACAUUCAUGCCUACACAUUAUUUUCAGCAGUUAGGCCUUUCGGAUGUAAUAUCAUAUUGAGUUCAUAUUCUGAAGAAAAUGGUCCUGAAAUGUACAUGAUCGAUCCCAGUGGAGUGUCUUAUGGAUAUUAUGCCUGUGCUGGUGGAAAAGCCAAACAAACUGCAAAAACAGAAAUAGAAAAAUUAAAAUUUAAAAAUAUGAAUUGUAAAGAUUUAGUAAUGGAAGCUGCAAGAAUAAUAUAUUUAGUACAUGAUGAAUUAAAAGAUAAACAAUUUGAAUUGGAAUUGAGUUGGGUUUGUGAGGAGUCUCGAGGAGUUCACGAAAGAGUACCGGAAUCAGUAUUUGCAGAAGCUGAAAAAUUGGCCAAAGACGCCAUGGAAGCUGACACAGAUUCCGAUGAUGAUAUGUAA